Messenger RNA from Clonostachys rhizophaga, 432 nucleotides. The record is from the annotation of a GenBank genome assembly. Lineage: Eukaryota; Fungi; Ascomycota; Sordariomycetes; Hypocreales; Bionectriaceae.
AUGGCCAGCCUCCAGGUGUCGCCGCGCUUUUCGAAGGGCACCGACGAGGCGACUGCGCUGUCAAGCCUCCAGUCGCUUCUGUCCUCUGAGGGCGGCCCUUGGACGCUUACCUCGGAGGGCGAGGCCCUCGAGCGAAGCUUCAAGUUCAAAACCUUUGCCAAGACUUGGGACUUCAUGACUGCCGUGUCUCUGCAAUGCAAGAUUAAAAACCACCACCCUGAGUGGUCAAAUGUAUAUAACACCACGUUUAUUCGAUGGACUACACACAACCCCAAGGGCCUCUCCACAAAGGACCUUGAGCUGGCCUCACUGUGCGACUCCAUCGCCAAAGACUUUGGAGAAGUGGAACCAGAACCCGUAACAUGUGAAAUCAGGAAUCUCGCAGACAGUGCUACGGUGUCUGCGGGCGAUUGCUGCACGCCCAAGAAAUAA